Messenger RNA from Cooperia oncophora, 1014 nucleotides. The record is from the annotation of a GenBank genome assembly. NCBI's taxonomy places the organism in Eukaryota, Metazoa, Nematoda, Chromadorea, Rhabditida, Trichostrongylidae.
CUGAAGCGCUACUUUUUCAGGUGCAGUCUAGUCUUCCAACGUUAUUAUGAGCUCAUACAACACCAACAGAAAAAGUGCUAUAAAGAUGAUUGUCAGGCGCAGGCGAAUGAUAACAAGGUCGUUGAGGAAUCACUCACGGACGAGGAGAAGGCGCAGCUCAUCCAGCAGACAGCUCUCGCCAGCAUCAACGAUGCAAAGCCGGCCGAUCUAGCGAAACUCCUCGGUGCGAGUAAAUCGAGCACUGAAGCGCUUCUGAAACUGUGUGAAUCGGCGAACACCCCACCAUCGUCCACGUUUCACAAGCGAUGCCCGUUUUGUGGCCUGUUGUUCCGAAGCCGUCAGUCACUUCAAGAGCACAUUCCUGCACGGCAUCCACAACAACAUUCGGUGACCCCAGUCGAUAUCGAUCUCCUGCCAAAUGCAGAAGAUGUAAGCGUCACGACGUCGUCUACGGUUGGCCCUCGACAGAAUAUCUCGGUUCCUCUUCAGGUUCCUGUACUCAUUCCUCCCACCAACACCACCGAGACCAAAGACCUUGCCGGUGCGCUUGAUCUGAGCAAUGCGUCUCAAGAACGUGACACGCUAUCAAUGUCGCCGUUCCUUGGCCAAUCGGAUGAUGAUCCAACGGAGUUCAUUGAGGAAACUUCUGCCUCUUAUGCUGGUGGCUCGUCACAGUCUCGAUCACCAACCAGUAACAAGCGCUACCGUACUCAUCUCACACCCACUCAAGUUCAUGUGAGUUUGGACUCGCAAAGUGAUGAAGAGCGUUUUGGUGACUACAAGACUCCGUCGAUGACGGAAUGCGAAGCACUGGGUCGAGAGAUCGGUCUGCACAAGCGAGUGGUCCAAGUGUGGUUCCAGAAUGCUCGAGCCAAGGAACGGAAGACGCGAACAGCUAGCGGUGAAGAAGAGGCGACUCGUUCGACAUCUACAUCUGUCCUCUUUGUGUCUCGAUCAAAGCAAAUUCUACGCAACUCGUGUGGGCGGAGCCACUUGAACAAGUGCGAGAAAUAA